This is a messenger RNA of Coccomyxa subellipsoidea C-169, 1874 nucleotides long. RefSeq lists its product as hypothetical. The transcript is spliced from 9 exons. Bases 180 to 1874 code for a protein of 564 amino acids. Gene Ontology annotation, molecular function: DNA-binding transcription factor activity. The record is from RefSeq and is a predicted model, not a curated record. Gene Ontology annotation, biological process: regulation of DNA-templated transcription. Lineage: Eukaryota; Viridiplantae; Chlorophyta; Trebouxiophyceae; Coccomyxaceae.
AGGAGCCUUGCAAAGAGCUUUCGUCGACAUUGCGUGGACGGAGCAUUGCAUUAAACAGCUGAAGUGAAAGGGGCGAACAGUGGUUUUAAAGACUAUCACGAGUUCAUAAUAAUAUGCUUCUGGACUUGCUGCAGGCCUAAGAAAGCAAUUUUGUGGUAGUGUCGUAGAAUCACGUCGAAAUGGUGGAUCACCAGCCUUCCAUCGUAAAUUUCGAUGAGCCCAGCCAGAUGUUGUCCGACUUGCCAUUCCAAAAUGAGGAUGCAGACCUAUACAGCUGGAUCGAGGGCCUGGCAAGCACCGCGGCUCCCCAAGAAGGCAAUGGGAAGCUGGAUGCAAUGGACAGGGCAGUAAAGGGGGCAAUGCUGCAUGAAACCCCAUCUUGGCUACCCCCAGGCGGUCUGGGCGAUCCUGCGCCCCAGCCUCUCUUCAAGCACACCAGCAAUGUCAGCACAUUGCACAGCGGAUCGAGCGAUGCCUCUCAGACGAGGAUGGUGCCUGCCCCGCACUUUCCCAUAGAGGCAGACGACCUGUCCCUACCCCUCCCAGAUGCCUUUGUGCCAGCGCCUCAGACGCCUUCAAUGGAGGCACCAUACCUAGUGCCCGACCUCCCCAGGGUGAUGGUGCAAGCUGCCACGCCGGCGAUUUGGAACCAGCAAUUCCCACAGCCUCCAUCGACGCUCUGGCCACCCAUGCAACCUGUGGAUGCUGGCAACAACGGCUAUGCGUCCUCGCCAGUGGGUGCCAUGUCGGCGGCCGGGCAGGGGCUGACGCCGGCGGAGAGCGGCGGGAGCAGCGAGGGCGGCCGCGAGUCAAGACCGGAGGACAAGAACGAGCUCAGGAGCUCCACCAGCGUGCCCAAGGCCGACGCCUGGAAGGAGAAGAACCGCCUCGCGCAGAGAGCCUUCCGACAGCGCCAAAAGGAGAAGCAGAAGGCAUCGGAACGGCACAUCGAGGAGCUGUCUGAGCGGGUGCAGUCCCUGGAACUGGAAAAGCGGCAGCUGCAGAUGGCACUUGAGCGAGCUUCAACCGCCACCAAGGCCGCGGCAGCGCAGAAUGGGGAGCAGAAGUCGCCGGACGAUGCGGUGGCGAUUGCACUGAAGCUUGGAGAGCCGACGGUGCAGCUGCAGCUCAGUGUGGGGGAUGUGAAGGUCAUGACUCUGGAGCGCAUGGUGCACAUCUGGAAGACGAUGGUGCACAAGAUUGGGCAGUAUCUGCCUGAGGCAGAGCAGUCGCCUGGGGGCCUCAAAUUCCACUGCCUAGAGGACAUGGCAUUUGAGGCGCGUCUGCUGCUGUGGGCGAUGGUUGAGCACAACAUGCGCAUGCUCAGCGACUUCAUCAAGUGCAACAUGGAGAACCUGUCCUCGCCGCGCGUCGCCGACCAGGCCUUCUGGAUCAACAUGCUGCGGCGGCUGCAGCUGACGUCAGCCCAGCAGGCGGCGCUGGUGGCGGCUCGGAGGGCCAUGCUCGCCAACAUCGGCGUGCUCCUUGCCGAGCGCGAGGAGCUGGGUGCCAAGAUCAGGAGCAUAGAGGAUGUGGAGGACACGAAGGACGGCGUGAAGAUGCACUUCCAGGAGCUGUCGGACUUGUGCGAGAAGGUCCGCGCCAACGUGGACGCCAUCCACGUGUGCAAGUGCUACUACAUGUCCCACGCCUACCGCGAGAUUCUGGCGCCGGUGCAGUGCGCGCGCUUCAUGUACUAUUCCUACCCCUACGGGAUGGACAUGCUGUCGCUGAUGACCUGCGCGGCCAAGGAGGCCGGCGAGCCGUCGACGCAUGCGCUGCUGCGCGCCGUGCAGCCGAGCGCGGCCGGCGGCCCCAGCCACAAGCUCGCCUCCAUAGACUGGUCUCAGGCCAAGAAGCUCGCCUUCCAAUGA